Cannabis sativa is the source of this 2004-nucleotide messenger RNA. RefSeq names its product THO complex subunit 1-like. The coding region runs from base 1120 to 1497 and encodes 125 amino acids. Gene Ontology annotation, cellular component: THO complex part of transcription export complex. The record is from RefSeq and is a predicted model, not a curated record. The transcript has 9 exons. Gene Ontology annotation, biological process: regulation of DNA-templated transcription elongation; mRNA export from nucleus. Lineage: Eukaryota; Viridiplantae; Streptophyta; Magnoliopsida; Rosales; Cannabaceae.
AAAGCUUGUUGUCGAUGAAUAACAGUGAUAUAAGUUGUGUCAAUAUAAUUAGUGAAUAUCUCUUCCACUGUGUUUAUACUGUCUGAAACAAAAUUAUAAUUAUAAUUAGUGAUUUAAGUCUUGUGUUAAUAUAGUUUUCGGCGACAUAUUUUUGUCCAGUGCCUUGUACUAUUCAACUAUUUUAAGGUAAUAGCAAUUUUUGCAAUGAUCUAUUUCAGUUCUUAUAUGCACUUAGUAGUAGACACUAACUCUCAUUUGUCACUAAGCCCCAGGUAAAAGUGAAAAAGAUUUGCCCUCAGAGAGUAUGGUAAGUACUAUAAUGCAUUUGUUUUAGCAAGUUGUACAAGCAUUUAUUUUUUGUUCAGUUCAUUUUGUUCAUGCUGCAUCGAAGAAAGAAAAUGAGUUAAAUUGAGAGUUUUGUGUCAUUAAUAGUAGUCAUCUUAAUAUUUUUUUACUGUACAAGUUAUGUAUCUCCACUCCACCCCGCUCAUUGCACAAAUAUUGCAAAAAUACAAUUCUUGAUAUAAAAUGAUAUAACUUUAGUAGCUUCUAUUCUUUUUAUGAAGCUAUCUUAGUGCGCGCUAGGCUAAACGAUGAUAUUUAUCACUUAUUUUAUUUGAGCAUGAAGGUUCGAUUAGUUUCUUUUCCUUUAUAGGAAAGUUUAUGCCUAUUGAAAGGUCAUUUUUAUUUGGAGUUUUAUGCCUAUGAAAUACAGAUUUAUGUGAAGACACAACUGUAAAGAUUAAUUUUAACAACUUGACGUUGCUUCCAGAAAGAGGAAAUAAUUAAAAUCAUACGAGGAGCAUGUUAAAAAGCUGCUUGAGAUGACUCCACCAAAGGGUAAAGAUUUUCUUCAUAAAGUUGAUCGAGCAUAUAGUCGAACGUGAAAAGAAUUGGGUGUGGUGGAAGCGUGAUGGCUGUCCCCCAUUUGAAAAACAACCUAUAGAGAAGAAAGUUGUCCAAGAUGGAGCUAAGAAACGUAGGCCAAGGUGGAGACUUGGAAAUAAAGAACUCUCUCAAUUAUGGAAAUGGUCAGAUCAGAAUCCGAAUGCUUCAACGGAUCCUCAACGUGUUCAGACUCCUUCCAUAGCAGAAUACUGGAAACCAUUGGCAGAAGAUAUGGAUCCUGCUGCUGGGAUAGAAGCUGAAUAUCACCAUAAAAACAACAGGGUGUAUUGCUGGAAAGGUCUACGGUUUUCAACUAGACAGGACUUGGAGGAAUUUUCUAAGUUUACUGACCAUGGCGUUGAGGGAGUAGUGCAUGUAGAACUUUUACCACCCGAUUUUCGUUCCAAAUACCAGUCUAAACCAAAUGACAGGGCUAAACGUCCAAAAAACGAAGAACCAAAAGGUUCCGCACAGCAAGGGGAAGAAAAUCAGAUCUCAACUCCUGCGAGUGAAAAUGAUGAAGGAAUCAGAGCUAGCUACCGCCAUUGCAAUAUCUUCUCCUUGAAACCCCGCACCAGUCCCUUGGUUCUGACGGAGAAGGCUUCGUGACAUUAGUAGCAAGUUCGUAACGACGAAAACUUAUCGAUGAUAAAGGAGAACUUUCUGAAUCAGAUCUGAAGGUAGAAGAAGAUGAAGAGGAAGAUGAAGAUAUAUGUUUACGUGUAUUUUACCGUAAUUCUUUUUUCUUUAUUUAUUUUUAUAAAAAUGUAAAGAGUAGAAAGAUGUGCAAAAAUAAAAACUUAUAUUUUAAGUAUGUGUGGCUUUGCAAGAAACGUUAGUCCCAUCUUCUUCUGCUUCUGUAGUGAAGUUACUUUUAGAGUGAUACUCCUAUUAUAUUCCUUUACACACACUCAUUAUGAUCUUGGACUCUCAAUCUAAACUUAACUAUGAAUCUCAAGUAUGUGCUUUAAAAAUUGGAGAUUAGAACUUCGUUUUAGAAUAGAGUUCCACCUAUUUAUAGUUAUUACAUUUAAUCCCAAUAGAUUCUCUAAGAAAUUAAAUUAUAUAAUCGAUCCAAUCACGAAAUUAAAAAAUUGUUUAGUAGAUAUACAUAUA